UGCGGUUGGGCGCUCCAUCUCCAACGCUGUUGCCACUGCCACCUCCUUCAACUCCUGCUCCUGUUCAAUUUCGUCCUUUUCGUCCUGUUUGCGGCUUUUGCAGCCGAGUUGCCAUCGGUGUAUGGCAGGCCUAGCGGCAGCAACAAUGGGGCACGGUGCUGUGAAGUGAUAAACACACGUGAAAUUUGGCACAAAUCAUUUAGAAAUUAAAUUGUGAACUCAAAGACGGCGAAAAUGUCCCACGGGGACGAAGUGACAAGUCAGCUGAAUUUGCAACAGCAGCAGGAACAACAGCAACAGCAUCCGCUGCUGUCAGCCAUUUUGGAAACUAAUAAUGCUCAAACGCAGCGCAUGCAUUACUAUCCCAACCACUACUACCCGAGCCACUACUUCCCGGGCCAUUACCACCAAGGGCAUCAAGGACACCAGGCGCUGCAGGGGCAACAUGGCCAACUGGGACGACCCCCGCUUUUGGCGGCCGCCAGCAGCCACAACGGUGCUUAUGCGCCCACGGCGUCUGGCAGCGGACACUCCGGAUACGGCAGCAUCGAGCCAUCCGAGGAGUACGAGUUGCAGCAUGGCCCACCAUCCGGCAGCUUCUCCUCCUUCCACCCGAGCAGUUCGGGCGCCAGUGGGCCCGCAUAUCCGCCGCACCACCCACCACCGCCGGAGCACCUGCCACCGCCGCCCACGAAAUCCUCGAAGAAAUCGAAGAAAAAGAGCGCCGGCUCGGUGAUGAACGCACUAACGCUCCUCUCCUUUUUCUUCUUCAUCAACAUGCUGCAGAACUGCCUGAAGGACCAUGUGGUGGACAUGAAUCCCACCGUUAUGGUGCUCACCGCCAGCGACACUCGCAACCGUUUCAACAAAUUGUCCGAGAUGAACUCACGCGAGCAGACCUCCACCACGGCAACCGAAUCGGCGGCGGCAUCAUCUUGGAAUCAGGCAGCUUUAGUUCCGGCCGUGGAGCCCAGUGUGCCGCCCUCCAUUGUUACGCCCACGGUGGUGCUGCAGUCGCCCUACAGCGGUGUUAUGGAGGUGGCCAAUAAGCCCCACCAGCUGGACACCACUCACUACCAGCCUCAGGCGAACUCAAACCCCCAUCAUGAUUAUCGUCCCCACAACGUGGAUGAUGAUGAUUAUAAUUACGGGCAGGGGCAGCGCAGACCACAUACGCCUUCUCCUCCUCGUACUGAUUUCUAUCCUAAUCGCACCACCGCCGCACAUAUCGAGCACUUUGAGUCAGACUCGGGGUCCGAUUACUAUCAGCACCACUACAACCCGUAUGCCGGCACCACAACCAACUCCCGUCGGCAUCCUUGGUCUUAUGGCAGUCGGCGUUACUCAUCCGCACCGUGGUCUUCAGCUUCGUUGGGCGCUCAGUCGGGCGUGAGCUCUUACUUGGAUAAUGCCCAGCGCCGGCAAGGUGAUGAUGACGAUGGUCAUGGUUAUGGGUAUGGCUCUGGCCAUAGGGUUCGGAAUAGGGAUCGGGAUGGGCAUGCAGAUGGUAAUGGGGAUGGGGAUUGGAUGGAGGACGAUGAUGGUCAGCAGCGGCGACGCGGCGAUGCUUUCUAUACUCGCACACGCAUUAAUUGAAUGCAAGAAUCCCGCGCACAUUUCUAUGUUUCAAGGGGGGCGGACUUGCAGCAUUAACCCAUUGCACG
Messenger RNA from Drosophila gunungcola (fruit fly), 1664 nucleotides. RefSeq lists its product as uncharacterized. The record is from RefSeq and is a predicted model, not a curated record. The coding region runs from base 235 to 1596 and encodes 453 amino acids. The transcript is spliced from 3 exons. Lineage: Eukaryota; Metazoa; Arthropoda; Insecta; Diptera; Drosophilidae.